This is a messenger RNA of Plasmodium yoelii, 879 nucleotides long. Its product is annotated as conserved Plasmodium protein, unknown function. NCBI's taxonomy places the organism in Eukaryota, Apicomplexa, Aconoidasida, Haemosporida, Plasmodiidae. Bases 1 to 879 code for a protein of 292 amino acids. The record is from RefSeq and is a predicted model, not a curated record. The transcript has a single exon.
AUGAAUUUUAUAGAAACUAAAACUGAUUUUUAUUUUCAUGACAAUUAUAAUAAUAUCCCUCCUAAUAAAUGUUAUAAUGAUAAUAACAGAAAAACUGACGAAUAUGGUUAUUAUCCCGAUGUUUGUGUGCAAAAUAAAUUAAAAUCAGAAAAUUUAAAUACAAAUAAUCGUUUAAAUUAUAAUGAACAAAUGAAGGACCAAAAUAUAAUGUCUUACCCAGAUUAUGUAUAUGCCCACCAUAAUAUAAAACCUUUUUAUCCAAAUGUGCCCGAUCCUAAUAAGUAUAUACUACGGAAUGAUAAAUAUAGCGAUACAUUGAAUCCAGAAUAUCCAUUUUCGAUUAAUUAUAAGGAAACUAAUAAAAGCAGAAAUCAAUAUCCGUUUCAAUUUGACAAUAUUAAUAAUGGUAAUAUUAAAAGAAAUAGAAAUGAAUAUUGUAAAAAUAAUAAAAUUGAAACCCCAGAUAAAUGUUAUGAACUAGUGUGUGAAAAUAAAAAAAAUUAUUACUAUGAUUCAUUUGAUAAUAAUUGUAAUAUAUCAGAAAAUAGUAAAGAGAAUAAUACUAUAAUAAAUAUUACAACUACGAAUGGAAUAGAUGAAAUCAAUUACAAUAGAAGUGACUAUAGUGAAGAAAAUAAUAGUGAAUGUAGUGAAUCAUCUGCUUAUAAUUUGAAAAAAAAGAAAAAACCUAAAAAAUUGUUUAUGGGUAAAUAUUUUUUUUCAGAAAUAAAAGAUAGCUUUUCACCAUGUUGGAUUAGUAAUAAUAUGCUUAAUCAAGCUUCCACCGAUUCAAAUUAUUCGCAUUUAUGUAAAGGGGCCAUGAAACAAUUAAAGGGUGAUGGUCGAGGGAAGCCAGAAAUUAUAGUUCGAUUUUCAUGA